Patiria miniata (bat star) is the source of this 1223-nucleotide messenger RNA. RefSeq names its product protein FAM133-like. Bases 130 to 711 code for a protein of 193 amino acids. The transcript has 8 exons. Lineage: Eukaryota; Metazoa; Echinodermata; Asteroidea; Valvatida; Asterinidae. The record is from RefSeq and is a predicted model, not a curated record.
GUAGUCACACGGCCGGGUCGACGCGACGGUCUAGUAUCAGAACAAGCUCACGCACCAGUCUCUUGACUUGGAAGUUGGAUUCUGCUUCGAGACUCUGUUGAAAAAUCUACGGAGUGGAAAGGCGGCAAAAUGGGCAAACGUGACACAAGAGUUGUAUGCAUUACUCAAUUCUUUUGUCAGGCGUAUGUUAACCCAAUAGCCGCAGCGAGAGCCUCGGGGCCCACACAGCAAUCAGGACCCUCCAUAAGGGACUACUUGAACAGACCCAGACCAACAUGGGAGGAAUGGAAGGAUAUGAUGAGCAAGAAACAAGGAGGAUCCAACACUUUGGCUGAGUGGGAGAAAAACAUGAGUGAUCAAUUCAGAGACGAGCUGAAGAAACACAGAGAGAAGGUGCUGAACAAGUCAAAGAAGAAGAAGAAAGAGAAAAAGCGAUCUAAGAAGAAGAAACAGGAGAGGUCCUCCUCCCCUUCCUCUUCCUCAUCUUCAUCAUCGUUGUCUGACAGUGAGCAAGAUGCAGAAACAGAGACAAGAGAUAAAAGAAGAAAGAGCAAGAAGAAGAAGAAGCAAAGAAAGCGACGACAUGACUACAGUUCCUCAGAUGAUGAAAGCGAUGGACCGUCGACAUCCCACUCAGAGAAGAGAAAAAAAUCAAAAAAACACCGCAAGCGCAAGAGGAGACGAAGAUCAGACAGUGAUGAUGAUAACUGAAUCAUGCUUAUUUCUUGCUGAGGCUGUAUCAGCCAGGCUUUUGUGCAUGUAUUUGCUCAAUUUUUUAGCGCUGCUAAGCACACAAUUUGUCUGCUAAUAGAGCCUAAAAAAGUUUUCAAUUUUACGGAGACCCUCAGCAGUCAGCACAGAAAUAGGCAUGCUGACCUUGGAAUAAACAAUUUGCUUGAAGCCCGGUUCAUACUCCACGCGAAAGCAAGUGCGAAGCGAAAUUCAUGUCGUCAACAAUGGUGGACGCGCUUUGAACGUAUUGUUGAUGUCACGAAUUUCGCCUCGCUUUCGCGUGAAGUAUGAACCGGGCUUAAGUUAGUAAAUGUAAUAUCCAGCUACUACGGUUUGAAGUCAUUACUGGUGUCGUUCUUAACAUUGAGAUGCAUAUGUGAUUUCUGCAACCCCAUUGGUCAAAGUUGCAUUGAGUGCAUGCCAGCAUAGUAACAAUAAGUAAUGGUUUUUCUUUGUAGUCCUUGGAUUAGGGCCCCCCCCCCAAAAAAAUC